AAAUCAUUGCCGCAGAACAAAUGUUUCAAUGUCAUUCAUUAUCUUUUACGACAUAAGUGAGGAAGUAAUGUUAGAGUUACAGUGAACAUCUAGAGCACGAAAUCAAUCGAUGAUAAAAGAUAUUAGAUGAAUGUGGUCUAUUUUUGUGUGUACAUGUCAAGUUUGUUCUACACAUCAGCUCAUCGAACAGACAGUGGCUGUUGUUGACUAGGUGUUGGAGCAGUGGCUAAAUGCCAUUUCUCUGAUGAAGUGAUCUUUCAGUGACUAGAUUUUGUUUUAGUGACUAGUCGUUGUUUCAGUGAAAUAAGUGUUUUUCUUUUUCAGUGACUAGGUGUUGUUCCAUGAACACAUACAAUGCUUGCGUUAUUGUGUUUCAUUCUCUCUGCGUCUCUGUGUUGGGCUCUACCUCCCAGACCACAUCUUGUGUUUAUUGUGGCUGACGAUUUAGGUUGGAAUGAUAUAGGCUACCACAACCCAGACAUCAUAAGUCCUACCAUAGAUUCUCUGGCCUAUUCUGGGAUUAUACUGAACCAAACCUAUGUGCAGCCUUUAUGUUCACCAUCCAGAAGUGCUCUUCUAACAGGUGUCUAUCCAUUCAGGCUUGGAACACAGCACUUGGUCAUCUUAAACAAUCAAGAGGUCUGUGUACCACUGACCCGGUCAUUGUUGCCUCAAGUUUUGAAAUCGAAUGGAUAUAAGACUCACAUGGUAGGAAAGUGGCAUCUAGGUUUCUGUAAGUGGGAGUGUACACCUACCUUCAGAGGUUUUGACACAUACUACGGCUAUUACAACGCUGAUGAAGAUUACUACAGUAAAAUAACAGACAAAGGAAUUGAUUUCCGGAUCAACACAACUGUGGGCAAAGAAGCUGUAGGCAAUUACUCAGCAUAUCAGUACGCUACACGAGCUGAAGAGAUUAUCAAGUCACAUGACCCGGACACACCGUUGUUUCUGUACUUACCAUUCCAGAAUGUUCAUGAACCUUUAGAGGUACCUGAUCAGUACUUGAAGCUCUAUCCAAACAUCUCCGAUGAAAACAGAAGAAAUCUGUCUGCUAUGGUCACGGCAUUGGAUGACGCCAUUGCCAGAGUGGUGACUGCUUUGAAAACAUACGACUUGUACAGCAACACUUUAAUAGUAUUUACCGCAGACAAUGGAGGAUGGACACUUUAUGGUGGAAACAAUUACCCUCUCAGAGGAGGAAAGUUUACAAUAUUCGAGGGAGGUACACGUGUUCCAGCUUUCCUACAUGGACCAAUGUUACAAAAUCAAGGCAAAGUUUAUAACGGAAUGAUGCAUGCAGUGGACUGGUUUGCUACGUUGGUAAAGGCUCUUAAUAUAUCAUACAAUGAUCCAGAUCAAGAUGGUGUCGACCAAUGGGAAGCAAUUAAUUCAUUAGGGGCAUCCAAGAGAACAGAACUAAUAUACAAUCUAGAUUUCCUGUUUCCUCCAUUGCAAGGAGAGGCCGCUAUUAGGGUCGGUGACUUCAAACUUAUUGAGGGCUUUCCAGGAUUAUUUCAAGACUGGUAUAAACCAGCUCAGUUAGAUCAAGGUGUUAAUUACACCAUGAAAUCUUGGACACCAUCUGAUGUGUUACCUCAAUCUGUACAGACCAUGUUGAAUCAAGGCGUUUAUCAGUAUUUAUUUAACAUAACAGCUGACCCCACAGAACACAACAAUCUCUAUGACAAGUACCCAGAUAUUGUGAAGCAGCUUCAAGACAGACUGGAGGAGUACAAGAAGAAAUAUGUGCCCCCGAACUUUCCCCUCCCUACGCCUAAAGCUAACCCACAAAACUUUGGAGGGGCCUGGACCCCAGGCUGGUGUUAAUAAACUUAACAAUGUGUUAACCUAAUUUUAAUGAACAUUUGGCUACAUUACUUCAAUUUAACUUAAAGUAGAAUAAACAGAGUUUUAUUGGGGGGGGGGGGGUAUGUUUUGAAGUGGAUUUUAAAAUAAACUACAUUUAAAAAAAACAUAUGCCAGUAGUGUGUGCUUGUUAUACAUAGCUCCACUGUUAAUGUAUUUAGUAAUGUUUUAUAAUCGUUCAAAAAGAUAACAAUAUCGUUCUGGUAUUGUCUAUCAUGACCUACAACUAGAUCUACUGCGAAAUGUGGGAUGUAGAAAAACAAUGUGUCAGAAGUACAUACAAACAAAUGAAGCCUACUAGCAGUAAGUAAACAAUAAUUUCAGUACAAUGGUUUUAAACACAAUUUCGAUAAUUUUUUUUCCUAAUAAUAAUGAAGUACAAAAUUCGUUUCUUUUAUCGCUAAAGUUUUGUAUCAAACUAAAAUUUGACCAUG
Messenger RNA from Biomphalaria glabrata, 2303 nucleotides. RefSeq names its product arylsulfatase I-like. Lineage: Eukaryota; Metazoa; Mollusca; Gastropoda; Planorbidae. The transcript has 14 exons. The record is from RefSeq and is a predicted model, not a curated record. The coding region runs from base 355 to 1830 and encodes 491 amino acids.